ACAACGGCAGACUCCUGAUCCAACAACAGUAACGCUGCCACGUAUUAAAUUUUACUACGCUUGAAACCAUUUUGAACACCUUAAUGUCGUUGAUAGGUUGACAGAACCAUCUUAAAACCCUCACGUCUUAGGUGAGGUUCGCUAGAAAUAAAAGAAGCCUGAAACUACAUUGGAUAAUUAAAAUAGGAUGCAAGUGUCAGUUCCGUGUAGAUCGCCAUGCAUGGUACUGUUCUGUGGUAAGAGACGGACACUGACGAAGUCACCACUUGCUCAUUCAAGUCACAUGACCAUCCUCCUGAAUUUCAUACUUAAGGUAAAAUCUAAGUCACUCAAGAUGCAGCAACAGAUUUUGGUCCUGGUGUUUGCAGGAUGGGUGUUGGUUGUCAAUAUCCUGCAAGUAAAAGCUAGUCCUUCCCAGAGAGCAAAUAAUACAAAUGAUACUGAAGGGGCCUUACAGAAUGACUUGAAAACUUCAGGUGUUGCUGCUCAUCAAGAAGAUCUAUCUAAGUUAAGUGAUUCUCCUCAAGCAAGGCAAGAAAAUCAAACUGAGAGUGUCAUAUCAGAUUCCCAUGAAGGGCUAGUGGACAAUAUUACAAAUGGUAGUAAAAUUGAAGGUGGUGUUGACCAAGGAAAAUUAGAUUCUUCAACAGAAACAUUUCAUUUAUAUGAGAGUAUGAAAAAUUUUAAUACGUCAAAUGUUACAUUGGGAGGUGAAGACAGUUACAGUGCAAGAAAUUAUGUGAAUGUUAGUAUAAAAUUGAAUGUAUCCACAGAAGCCAAUCAAAAUAAUCCAAUCACUAUUCCUAGUGUUGAGCAUUCUGAUUUACUGAAAGAAGAAACAAAUGGAAGUGUGAACACAAGAAUCAAAGAUAAUGAGAAUUUAAUUCCUGAUAAACCUUUUAAAUCGUCUGGCUCCUCAUUUCUAUCAUCACCAGGAGCAGCACCAUUACCAGAUGUAACACCUUUGUCAAAAGGCAUUCCAUCACAAGAGAAAAUAACAACAUUACCACAGGUACCACCUUCAUCACUGGGAGGUCUGCCAGGUGGACAAAAGCCAGCCAGAACUCCAGAGAAACUUAAUUCCACGAAGACAUCAAUUGUGUCAAAUGUAACUGAUGUUAUCUCAUCAUCUACAGAAAGUGUAUAUAUCCAAAAACCAGAAGACAACCUCCCAUAUCCAGGGGAAGAUGAUGUUGCUGUCACUGAUUCUCAGUCUUCAGAGGUGAAGAGUAACCUGGAUUCUCCAAACGAAGAAGAGUAUAUGACUGACGUUGGAAGUGAAGAAGAUUCACCAAAGGUCAAUAAUGGGGGAAAUUUCUCCGAUGAUAAGGACUCGCACUUCUUCGCUUAUUUCCUCACCAUAAUGGUUACUGCCAUUAUAUUCUACCUUGUGUUUCACAAUAAACAGAGAGUAAGUCACCAAGUAUCUACUGUUAUAAUAGAAGAUAAGUUCUUUCAUGUAUUGUAUAGUAUACCCUAG
This is a messenger RNA of Homarus americanus (American lobster), 1480 nucleotides long. RefSeq lists its product as uncharacterized. Lineage: Eukaryota; Metazoa; Arthropoda; Malacostraca; Decapoda; Nephropidae. The record is from RefSeq and is a predicted model, not a curated record. The transcript has 4 exons. The coding region runs from base 188 to 1480 and encodes 430 amino acids.